Molecule: messenger RNA, 5004 nt
Organism: Dunckerocampus dactyliophorus (ringed pipefish)
Lineage: Eukaryota; Metazoa; Chordata; Actinopteri; Syngnathiformes; Syngnathidae
Gene: klhl18
Product: kelch-like family member 18
Exons: 10
Coding region: 56-1801 (581 amino acids)
Molecular function (GO): protein binding
Source: RefSeq, a predicted model, not a curated record
GAACUACGGUGGCUAGCAGUGAUCAAAUCGCGCAUCGACGCCGCUCCUGCUGACGAUGGGAGACGUUCUUUGCGAAGAGCUCGAAGAUUUACUUCAUUUCUCAGUGCACGACCUGCCGACGAGAGGCUAUGUCGUCAUGGAGGAAAUUCGACGUCAGGGGAAACUGUGUGACGUCACGCUAAAGGCCGGUGAUCACAAAUUCAGUGCUCACCGCAUAGUUUUGGCGGCCUCAAUCCCUUACUUCCAUGCCAUGUUCACGAAUGACAUGGUGGAGUGUAAACAGGACGAGAUCCUGAUGCAAGGAAUGGACCCCAGUGCUCUGGAGGCUCUGAUCAACUUUGCGUACAGCGGCCAUGUUGCCAUUGAUCAGCAGAAUGUUCAAUCUCUUCUAAUUGGCUCAAGCUUCCUGCAGCUGCAGAACGUUAAAGAUGCCUGCUGCUCCUUCCUGCAGGAGAGGUUGCAUCCGAGGAACUGUUUGGGGGUGCGGCAGUUUGCAGAGACCAUGAUGUGCACCACGCUGUACGACUCUGCCAACAACUUCCUGCACCAACACUUUGUGGAGGUGUCCUUGUCUGACGAGUUCCUCACCCUGAAGACUGAAGAGAUGCUCGAGCUCGUUGGGUGUGAUGAACUUAAUGUGAAAACUGAGGAGCAGGUGUUUGAGGCGGUGCUGGUCUGGGUCCAUCAUGACCGGGACAAGCGUGAGUCUCUCCUGCCGGAGCUGCUGUCAAGGAUCAGACUGCCACUUUGUCGUCCUCAGUUCCUUACGGAACGGGUCCAACAGGAAGAACUUGUGCGCUGCUGCCAUAAAUGCAGAGACCUAGUGGAUGAAGCCAAAGACUUCCACCUGAUGUUGGAGCGUCAGCCUCAUCUUCCGGCCUUCAAGACCCGGCAGAGGUGCUGCACGUCCAUCACGGGUCUCAUUUAUGCUGUGGGAGGACUCAACAGCUCAGGCGAUUCCUUAAAUGUGGUCGAGGUGUUUGAUCCAGUCGGGAAUUUGUGGGAACGUUGCCAACCAAUGAGGACUGCUCGCAGCAGAGUGGGUGUCGCUGUUGUUAAUGGACUUUUGUACGCCAUUGGAGGGUAUGACGGACAGUCACGCCUCAGCACUGUCGAAGUUUACAACCCUGAGACGGACAGCUGGACCAGAGUGUCCAGCAUGAACAGCCAACGCAGCGCUAUGGGAACAGUGGUGGUUGAUGGACUCAUCUACGUAUGUGGUGGAUAUGAUGGCAAAUCUUCUCUCAACUCUGUUGAACGUUACUCUCCUGAGACUGACAGAUCACUUCCUGUUGCCUGCAGGUGGGCCGUCGUGACGGAGAUGACCGCAAGUAGAAGCGCGGCCGGUGUGACGGUCUUUGAUGGACGCAUCUUUGUCUCUGGCGGCCAUGAUGGUUUACAGAUCUUCAACACGGUGGAGUAUUACAACCACCACACAAAUCGCUGGCACACGUCGUCAGCCAUGUCUAACAAGAGGUGUCGUCACGGCGCUGCAGCACUGGGCAGUCACAUGUACGUGGUGGGCGGUUAUGAUGGCUCGGGGUUCCUCAGCGGCGCAGAGGUGUUCAGCUCAACGUCAGGACAGUGGACCCACCUGGUGGCAAUGAACACACGACGCAGCAGGGUGUCGUUGAUGGCAACGUCGGGCCGCCUCUACGCUGUGGGUGGGUACGACGGACAGUCCAACCUGUGCUCUGUGGAGAUGUUCAAUCCCGACACCGGACGUUGGACCUUCAUGGCGCCCAUGGCAUGCCACGAGGGAGGGGUGGGCGUCGGCUGCAUCCCCUUGCAACCUGCCUAAAUCCUUCAAUCACAGCUGCAGGAUCCACGUCACUGACAUGCUGCGAGGUGAAAAGGUCACGCCCCCCAGUCGUGCGAGGCCAGAUGCAGCACUCACACCAGUGGUGCGCACGCCAGAGCCCCCUAGGGCACAAACUGUAGCGUUAGCUUUGGAGGCUAACUGUUAGCAUUGUGCCCUGAGCAAGCAGGCUGGUGACUGUUACUACCAGCAGGAGGCGCUGUGAACAUUUCUUGUCUGUGACAGGAAGUGGCACAGAGGGAAUUUCCUGCCGUCUACGUUGUGUAUAUCAUCUUCAAAAUAAAAGCACCAAGCUUGGAUGUAGUUUGCUAAUGAAGCUUUUAUUCUGGAAGCAACAGGAGGUUUACCUGUGUACUCAUUUGUCCCAAAGCAAACACAUUUUGGUAACUUGUUGGAAGCGGAAAAAGAAAUAAAGUUCCAUAUUAAAGGUUGUGGAGUGAAAGGUAUUAUGAGUGGUGCAUGGUGGGUAGUGGCAUUGUGGGUGGGUAGUGCCGUGUCCAAUAAGAGAGAGGCUCAGUUUGAAAGAAAGACUUUUUUUUUUUUUUAUUGUCUCCUCCAGGAAGUAAAAAUCUAAUCACAUGACUCCACAGCAUGCAGUUAUUGGCUUAACUGGCACCCAGUUGACUGCAGGUCCCAAUUGUAGGUCCUGGAGCAGGGGCGCUGGGGUCUGAAGAGGUGGGAAUCCUGGAUGGUUGGUCAAGCUCCAAAAGAUCAGAGUCCCUGGACAGAAACGUGUUCACUGAAUUGAGCCAACCUCCAAACAGAUCCUGAUUGGUCUUACUUGACCUUUGUUUUGAAAGUGUGAGUGUGUCUUGAGUUGAGGUCACAUGACCCAGCCCAUAGGCUCAUCUCAGCAACUCACAGUGGCUCUGUGGGCUGGAAGCGGCGCUCCUCUCCAUCCAGGAUGCCAUGAUAGAGUCGGAUCUCGUGCUCCAAACGCUGCUUGUUGCUCAGCAGGGCAUCGUAGUCUCUGCGCUGCUGCUCCGUCUCGCCGCGCACAUCUGCAAGCUCCGCCUCCAGCUUGGACACCACAGAGCCCAGGUUCUGAAGCUCCAUGUCAUGCCAGUGGUGGGCAUCGCCUAGUGAGUUCUCCAGGCCACGCUUCUGCAGGAGGAAAUUCAUUAAAAAUACAACUUAAGUUAUAAGUCGUCGUGGGUUUUUGUAACUCAGCUGCUUGUGAUCACCAGAGCUCGAAUGGAUUCAGUCUCUGCUUGCAGACUUUGGAUUCUGCAGCCAGCAUCGGAGCAUUCGACCUUCAGUGCCUCCAGCUCCUCCUCUUCUGGACUGAGCUGGCUCACACACUUUGCGUCCUGCUGACACACACAUGUGUCAAGACCGGUCCACACCGCCCCAAUCAAUGCGGGUUCUGACCUUGCAUUCCAGGUAGCUGUCUGUCUCAGCUCGGUUCCUCUCUGUCGCCUUCUCCCAGUGGUUGCGGAUAUAGUCCAGGAUCUGGUCCAGACUAGUUUCAAUGGGGGCAUCUGGCUGAUCCACUUCACGUCCACACAUCUGACUGUAGAGGAGACGAACGUCCUGCAGUCAGACAAAUAUUUGGAAUUUUACGAGUCAUUCAAAGUCAUUCAGAACCGUUAAAUCUUGUUGUGUUGAGUUGGUUCACCUGCUCGUGGUUGCGCUCCAGUUGUCCAAGUUCUGCUCGCAUGUCGUCCAUCUGCUGCUCAAGCUCCACCCUCGUCAGGUUGGCGUCCUCAAUGACCUUGUAGAGCGAGCCAAUCUCCUCCUCCACUGCCUUCCUGAAGGGCUGCUCAUUGUCAUAUCUGUGGGACGCACACCUGACAGUGACCUCUCGACCGAGAAAACGCCCUAAUUCACUUCUCACCUUUCCUUGAAGUCCUCUGCAUUGGCCUGGACGUUCUCAGUCUGCAGCAUCAGCCGAGCGUUGUCCAAGAUGGCCUCACUCACCUGUGCACACACACACACACACACACUGCUGUCCAUCAGUCUUCAUUGUUCAGUGACCUUGUCCCACCUUGACGAGACAACAAUGACUACUACUGUUGCGGGUUCAUGUGACGUCACUGAAUAAGCGGCAUUUUCAGAUUUGAGGGGACUUUUGAAAGAGUCAACAAGAAGGCACUAACAGGAACUAGUGCAUGUCCCAUGGCGACAAAGGGUUUUCAUCAUGGUGUCAUAUGGUAUUUAUUUAUGAUGAAUGAUUGUCCUUUGGCCUCUGGUCAAAGGUUCUUCUCACCUGUCUGUAGACGUCCUCCCAGUCCUGCCUGAGCGGACCCCAGGCGCCGGCGCUGGACGCCUUGCGGUCCAAGCUCAGUCGGAUCUGCUCCUCCAGCUGCUGGUUGAGCUGCUCCAGUGCUCGCACUUUGUCACGGUACUCCAUCAGGCAGGUAUUCAGGCCCAGCCCUGGCCCCCCUCCUCCCACAGCACCCUGUCCGGUCCGCUCUCCUGCCCGGGGAACAACCGGCACCGCGCUGGUCCUCAUCCCCUGCAGGAAGACACUGCUGAUACCCAGAGCCCUGCGGGACACCCGUGUGCCCAGGCUGGGCGCCAUGGGGGAGGCGGUGCCGACAAAGACACCCCGGGAUGCGGCGCCACCCGGAGUGACCCUGCUGCACGCGGCGCUCGGACGCUCGGACGAUGACUGUCCUAAAAUGGAGGAGCGACGUCGCGGCAGAGGCAUGACGGACAAAACCUCGAAGGGCAGCACGCCACCUGGAUUUAUGGGAGGACGAGUUUCUGGAAAGAUGGCCGCCUUUGUCCAUCUGGGACCUGUGACCUUUGUUGUCACACUGUGUGUGUAUCUUUGUGUGUGUGUGCGUGCAGCUGUGUCAGCAAAUAGGAAGCAUGCUGAAACACAGAGGUCAGCUGACACACACACACACACACUGUGACUCAGCUGUUUGUUUGUUGUUCCUCUGAAAAGAAAAGUUCUGGCGUCAAGUGGCCAUGUCACUUCCUGUUUGAAACAUCAGGAGACCUAAAAGGCAACAGGAAGUGGUCAAGGACAAACGAAGAAGUUUCUCCAGACAUUAAAGGUUACUUAGGGUCAAAGUUUCUUUUUAUUUUGUUGAGAGGAACUCCUCAGACCGCUUUUACCAGCAUCACUCAUCACUUCCUGUCACCUUAACAUAUCUUAACGUAUCAUCAAAACAACUUUGUUCGUCCAUGUGUACAAUAGCUGACAUGUUUUGUUAUCUCUCGUUUCUGUUUUU